Molecule: messenger RNA, 3131 nt
Organism: Hydra vulgaris (swiftwater hydra)
Lineage: Eukaryota; Metazoa; Cnidaria; Hydrozoa; Anthoathecata; Hydridae
Molecular function (GO): protein binding
Source: RefSeq, a predicted model, not a curated record
GUCUGUUUACUUACGAGGGAAAACCUUUCUGCAAAGGUGUUUUCCUAACCGGACAAAAUUGGAUUUAACUGAUUAAAGUGGGCGAGUUAUUCAGGAUUUUUAAUGUAUUAAUUUUGUGUUUUGAAAUUAAAAUGUUAUAAAAAUUCUUAAAGAAAGCAUUUAAUGAAUAAAAUCAGUGUUAUUGGAUAUCGAAUAUCUUAAAAAUACCUGAUAACUUUUAUGAUACUUUGAUUUAAAUUUCAAUAUGUGUUCUUUAACUUGAAGAGUUUGUAGAAUGGAUGAAAGUUUGAUUGAUCUGAAGUACAUACAUUGGGGUUAUAUGCAUUGUUGCCAAACAGUUUCGAAUAAAAGAAAUGCUAAGAAGCAUUACUGGAAUACAUUUUGGGUUGAGUUGUCAGGCACAGUUUUGCGUCUUUAUAAGGAUUGCACUUUACUAUCUGAUUGUGCUUUUUACAAUGUACCAAGAAUUGAUUUUACACCAUUAAAAGAGAAUUUAAUUACAGUGGCGUUUCUUGAUCUUCGAUGCAGCUCAGUCAAAACUUUGUUAAAUAAAAAGAAAUCUGCUUAUUCAGACACUUAUCGAAGACAUCUUUUCUUGCUCAGAUUAUUAGAAACAAAUAAUCAAUAUGUUUUUCAGGCUCAUUCUCUCUCAUCCAUGCUGGUUUGGGUUGCAAAAAUUCAAGAAAGUAUUGAUGCCUGCAAGGAGAAUAUCUCAUUUUUGGCAGAUGAAAAGAUGAAGUUUGUCAAAUAUUUAAUGGACAAAAGAAGAGCACAAAUUAACUUUCCUGUUAAAGAAACAACAACAUGUCCAGCUGAUUUUAUUAAGGAAGAAAUGCCUCCUCUGCCAAAACAAAAAAAUCAAAAGUUAGCUGCACUAAAGAAAUCGUUGUUGGAAAUGAAGGAAUUAGCAAUACAGUUCGAUCAACAAAUGAUCGAUUUUUUUGGAAACAAAGGUGUUUUUAAAAGAGACGAAUUUGUUUGUCAGAUAAAGAAAGAUUAUUACCUUAUUUCUGGACGGAGAGAUACUUUGAUACCUGCAAAUACAAAUGUUACAGUUUUUGGACAGUUGCGAAAUCGCAGAUGGAGAUGUUUUGUUGAACGAAACGACAUUUUAAAUUCGCUUAAAAACCUUUUAAGAGACUUGAAAAAUAAAGAGGAAAACGAAGUUGACGAUAUCAUGAAAAAGAUUAACAACAUUCCUGAUUACCCUUUGAUAGGGUCACUUCCAAACAGUGUACUGAAUUUUGUUAAAUCCUCUGCUGAAAAAUCUAUACCAAGCGCAAUCUUUUUUGACAAUAAUAAUAAUUGUGGGGAGUUAUCUGCUUGCUUUGAUAGCGAUUGUCGUGAAUUUAGUUCAGCUGGUUUAUUUAACAAAUGUGACGGUUCUAAUAGUUUUCUCGAAAAUAGCAACUUAGGAAUUGUACACUCGAUUUCUACGUUUUCCCAUGAUGCAUCAGUAGAUAGUGCAAUAAGUGAUUGUGGGAGUAUUAACGAAGUUGUUUUUUCAGAUAAAAGUAACGAUUGGGAACGACUAGCGACUAACGAUAUGAAACGAUUAACGAUUUACGAUCCCGAAAGAUUAUGUAAUGAAGAUUCAGAAACUUCAAGUUUAAUUGAUCAAGCUUUAACAGACAGUGAAACAAGUGAUUACGAAAGUAAUACUGAAAAUAGUUCGUCUGCUUUUUUAGAUGUGUCGGACACUCAUUUACGUACAGGUUUGUCUACUGGAGAAUUCUCUUCCAAAAGCAAAGAUAUUAUUAUAACAAAGAAAUUAAAAAGAAGAGGUAUUCGAAUUUCCGUUGGCUCAUCGAGCUCUGAUGAGGAAGAUAAUCAAAUCAAAGAAUCGUCGCAGCGAACAUAUAUUACAAACGCCGUUUUCAAAGACAUGUUUUCAGAAAAACAAACCAGUUGCAACGAAGAUACUGAAUGGAAUCAAAGCGAUAAAAACUAUAUUAGAGUAAGGCCAAGAAAAGAGCUUAAGCAUUCUUAUAGCUAUGAUCAAAUAAAUGGCACUAGAGAUGUCAGCAUAAAGUUGGAUAUUUUAAGAAGAUUUUCAAAAAAGUCUAUAGUUUUUAAACAAGAAAACAGUAGAAUGAAGCAAAUUUUGGAUGAUGUAGGAACAGGAGCUGACGUUAAACCACCACGUAACGAGUGGCGCACCCUUAAACUGUCCAAACUUACAGACCAAGAAUUUGGUUUUUCUUUGCAAAAGUAUACGUUUCAAAAAUGUGAUGGUACCAUUGAAAAUCGUUUAUUUGUUGACAAUGUAAAAGAUGAAGGGUCCGCUUAUAUAGGCGGAUUAAGAGAGGGCGAUGUAAUUUUAAAAGUAAAUAACGAAAAAGUUGAAGAUAUCGAUUAUAACAAAAUAUUAGAGUUUAUUCAAGGUGACGAAGUUCAGCUUGAUCUUGUAGUAAAGUACAUGGAUGCUGUCAAUCACAGAGAUCUAACGGAGCGUUUAAAAGAAAAAGAAGCGGCGCUUGCUGCUAGGAAAUUACUUUUAGAAAAAUUGGAAAAAGAAAUCGAGGAAUUAUAUUCAUUAAAUUUAAACGAAUGCGAUAGUGAUAAAGAAGAUAUAAACAGGUCAUCAAUUUACUCUAAUGCCUCUGACAACGGCUCGAUCACUUCUGAUUUAUCAGACGACACUCAAAUAAAAAUAAGAGAAACUGAAAUCUUUCCAUCGUGUGAUUCACUAGAACAAAUUGAAUUUUUAGAUAUAAAUGAAUUAACUACUGAAACAGACUUACUGGAUUCCUAUUCUGAAAAGAUUAAAAAUGGCCCGACUGUUCGAAGGGCAGAAAGUAUGCCUGUACAAAAAAACAAAUCAAACUUAAACUUUAAAUUUAAAACAACUAACGAAGAAUAUAGAAUCAGCGAUAUAAUUGAAGAGCAUAACUGCGUUAAUCAAAAUGUUAAUUGCGAGGAAACUCGAAACGAUAAUAGUAAUUCUAUCCAUAUAUCGAACAGAACUAAAUCAUAUAAGAAAGCUAUAAAAUACAAAACCAAAAUUUAAACCGAUACUCAACAGUUCUGUUGCUUUUUAUAUCUUUAAUUUGAUUUUAAAGUUUUUUAAAAACUAAAUGUAAUUUAUUCUUAAGAUUCAUAUAUUAUAAUAAUAGUUGUGAGUUUUAAGA